Messenger RNA from [Torrubiella] hemipterigena, 2355 nucleotides. The record is from the annotation of a GenBank genome assembly. NCBI's taxonomy places the organism in Eukaryota, Fungi, Ascomycota, Sordariomycetes, Hypocreales, Clavicipitaceae.
CCCCAAACAACAGCACCAAAACAAGGCUCUUUUGCAGAAUUGGUUUAGCGCAUCAUUGCGAGCCCGGAAACAAAAGAAGAGAAAGAUUAACUGGUAUUUUUUCCCUUCUUGGCGGGCACGCUAAGCUGUCUCACACCCACUUGCCCCCCCGGUAGAGUAUAAGCUUCACUGUCGCAUUCAACAAAAACCCUGCCCGUCCCCUCUCUUAUCUUUUUCUCCUCUCUUUUUUAUUUUCUUCUCCUUAUCUUCCCCAGAGAAAAGGAAGCAAAGUAAACAAGACCGUUUUGUCGUCGAUCGACACUGAGCACGCGACAACAGCCUGCUACUACAUUCCUCCACAGAGAUAACGAAAACGGCUAUCUGCAGACAGACAUGGCAAAGGGGACGACGCACUUUUCCGAGGACCCGCCCAAGGUGCUCAACCAGAAGGAUCUGGAUCUUGCCAAUGAGCGCCUAAAGGACGAAAAGGCCGCCGAGGGAGCGGCUUCUGCUGGUGCAGAGGCUUCAGGCAAAGCUUCUGGCGAUGACGGCUCCUCAUCGCCCGGCAUUGAAAAGGCCAACACGGCCAACGAGAAUGGCGCCGGGAAUCUUGAGAAGCUGGGCACGUACGACAAGUACGAGAUCACCGAGGAUGACUGCUACGAUGAGCUGGGCUACAACUUCCCCAAGUGGAAGAAGUGGUACAUCCUGACUGUCAUCUUCUGGGUGCAGGUGUCCAUGAACUUCAACACGUCGCUCUACUCCAAUGCCAUUACUGGCAUGAUCAACGACCCCGGUCACUUUCCCGGAUUGUCCGCGCAGGGUGCCCGCUGCGGUGCCAUGAUCUUCCUUGUGCUCUACGCCUUUGGCUGUGAGCUCUGGGCGCCGUGGUCUGAGGAGUUUGGUCGCUGGCCAGUGCUCCAGCUCUCGCUGUUCCUUGUGAACAUUUGGCAGAUCCCUGUUGGUUUGGCCCAAAACUUUGCUACCGUCAUGGUUGGACGUGCCCUCGGCGGUCUGAGCUCCGCCGGUGGUUCUGUCACGCUGGGCAUGAUUGCCGACUUGUUUGAGGCCGAUAAGCAACAGUAUGCCGUGGCAUAUGUUGUGUUUUCUUCGGUUGGUGGCUCUGUCUUGGGCCCUAUUGUCGGUGGCUUUGUCGAGCAGUUUGUCGACAACUGGAGAUGGUGCAUCUGGAUCCAGCUCAUCUUUGGCGCCGCCGUCCAGGCCCUGCACUUCUUCACCGUCCCCGAAACGAGAACCACGAUCCUCAUGAACCGCAUCGCCAAGAAGCGCCGUGAGGCUACCGGCGCCAACAUCUGGGGUCCCGACGAGCUGGUGCCCUUCCGCGACCGCUUCUCUGUCAAGGAGGUCCUCAUCACCUGGAUCCGCCCCUUCAAGAUGUUCCUGACCGAGCCCAUUGUGCUUGUCUUGUCGCUGCUCUCCGGCUUCUCCGACGCCCUCAUCUUCAUGUUCAUCCAGUCCUUUGGCCUCGUCUACGAGGUCUGGGACUUCCAGACAUACCAGAUUGGCCUUGCCUUUAUCCCCAUUGGUAUCGGCUACUUCCUCGCCUGGCUGCUGUUCAUCCCCGCCAUCAAGCGCAACAUUGCCGAGCGCAAGGCCAAGCCCAACGAUGAGCGCGCGCAGUACGAGUCUCGCCUGUGGUUCUUGCUCUACACCGUCCCUUGCUUGCCCAUUGGCUUGAUUGGUUUUGCUUGGACCGUAGGCAACCCCAACAUCCACUGGAUCGGCUCCAUGAUCUUUGCUGCCAUCAUCGGUAUUGCCAACUACGCCAUCUACAUGGCCACCAUCGACUACAUGAUCUGCGCCUACGGUCCAUACUCGGCCUCGGCCACUGGUGGUAACGGCUGGUCUCGCGAUUUCCUUGCUGGUGUUCUCACGCUGCCCGCCGUUCCCUUCUUCACCAAUGUCGGCGCCGAGACGGGCAAGAAUCUGCAGUACGCCAACACCAUUCUCUUCUGCAUCUCCUUCAUCCUCGUCGUGGCCGUCUAUGUCAUCUACUGGAAGGGCCCUGAGCUGCGCAAGCGCUCGCCCUUUGCUCAGCGCCUGGCUGAUGCCCGCCAAGAAGUCCAGCAGACUGGACGCCGUGGCAGCGUUGCUCAUGAUGGUCGUCGUGACUCCAACGCCCGCCCCGGAAACGAACGCCGUUACAGCCAGCAGCACCGAUUCUUUGGCGAGAGCCGCGUCACCCCUCGCGGUACUCCUCGCGGCACGCCCUCAGCCAGCCGCAGAGUCAGUGUGGCCAACGCCCACCACCACUAAGAACACAAAUUGGUUACGGUAUAGUAGUGUACCAUAUAGCACAUGUUUAUUAAAUGCGGGCGUAUAAUAUUUAUUGAAUGGAUACGUGUUACAAUGUUU